AUGACUGCUCCCAGCUCAACCUCCCCCUUUCGCAACUUGGAGAGACGUGAAAGUUUUUCCAAAUACAUCCUCGAAACACCCGGCUCUUCCUCCAGUUCUUCCACUUCGUCCUCUUCGUCGUCGUCAUCCUCUUCUUCUUCCUUCUUCUUCAAAGGAAGAGCACAUAUCAUCUUGGAUGUCAGCGAAUUGAAGGAGGGAAGAAAGGACUUGGAUGGUCGUCUUACUGGGAAAAAAGAUAAAGGACGUGGAAAACCACAUGCUCAUCAUCAAAUGCCUGCAUCUUCACCUACGCAUAAAUUGUCCUCAUCGUCAUCUUCUUCUUCCUCUUCGUCUUCUUCGUCUUCUUCUUCCACUUCUUCAUCCUCAAGGGGAAUCACGCAAGAGGAGAAGAGGAGCGAAUUCGACGGUCCGGUCAUUAUAAUAUCAUGUGGCAGAAGCCGCCAAAUGUCUAAAAAUUUAUAUAGAAGCAAAUCAGCUUCUCCUUCCCCGCAGAAACGCCGAUCUUUCAGUGGAAGGGUUUCCAGAGGGCGAGCUCGAACUCCCAAAGCGGGACAUGCUAUGGCCAACUACGGAGUUGAAAUCGAAGACAGAAGCCCACGCAGAUCUUCGUCACGAAGACAAAGUGUCAAGCCCUCUGCAUCUGUAAGGCCUGUAAAAUCCAGAAGAGGCGUCAAAUCGCCGAUCAUCUACGAGUUAGUGCCGAAUAAGGUGGCUAAAAGGUCUUCAAAGCGUCGACCAAGCAAAGGUCCGAAAGACCAGUCGACCUGCUACGUGUUGAUACCGGAGGAGCUUAGGAAAAAAAUGGCAGGUAAACCAAUAGCAUUCGUGGAAUUGCAACCUUCUUCGGAAAAUGGAAGAAGCAAGUCCAGAAAUGGCAAGAAUAAGAAAUCUGCAGCGCCUCAUGUUUAG
Echinococcus granulosus is the source of this 909-nucleotide messenger RNA. RefSeq lists its product as hypothetical. The record is from RefSeq and is a predicted model, not a curated record. The coding region runs from base 1 to 909 and encodes 302 amino acids. NCBI's taxonomy places the organism in Eukaryota, Metazoa, Platyhelminthes, Cestoda, Cyclophyllidea, Taeniidae. The transcript has a single exon.